This is a messenger RNA of Gaeumannomyces tritici R3-111a-1, 689 nucleotides long. RefSeq lists its product as hypothetical. The transcript has a single exon. The record is from RefSeq and is a predicted model, not a curated record. NCBI's taxonomy places the organism in Eukaryota, Fungi, Ascomycota, Sordariomycetes, Magnaporthales, Magnaporthaceae. Bases 13 to 393 code for a protein of 126 amino acids.
CGCAGUAAUACCAUGCCAUUUGACGCCCGCACGCCGCGGCUGUCAACUUCCUGUGUUGCCGUCACACGGGAGCCGCCGCGUCCCUGUCUGAGCGCCGACCUGCGCCGCUCCGCCGCCGCGGUUCGGGAUUCCGAAUCGGCCGGCGAGGCCAGCGUGGCUAGCGCGUCUGUCGCCUGCCGUCGCCGCCGAGUCCGACGAGGGUGUUGUCGAGGCAAAAACGCAGCCUUCACGAGAAGUUUUAAAGGCCAAAUAAAAGAGCAGGAGCACCAACAGCCCGGUGCUGCAACGGCCAUUGGCUCGGAACGCAUGACAGCUGCAGGCUGCAAGCUGCUCUUCCAUGCCUCGCCAACAACGGAAGGCGAGACAUGCGUGGCGGAAACUCAAAGCUUUUGAUCUAGCCUUGGGGAGUUAGAAUCCCCAUGUCGACGGCGUUUGAGAAGUCACCAGGACACGGCUCGCGAUUUUGUCUGGUUCUUUUCGUUGGAGCGUUUCGGUCAACACUUUGACAGGCUGCGGAUCAUGAACAAGCCAAUAUAUCAGUACGGCGCGAAGCCUGUUUGCAGCGGGGUCUGUGUCUCCCGCUGCUGUCCUAUGACAAGCACAUCUAAAUCUACAGCGUCCUAUGCGUUAUGGUCCCACGAUACCGUGUUGUCCCUGCCCCAUUUCCUGAUGUCCUCAAAGUUCCUGCA